Messenger RNA from Cladophialophora psammophila CBS 110553, 1353 nucleotides. RefSeq lists its product as uncharacterized. Gene Ontology annotation, molecular function: FAD binding; monooxygenase activity. The record is from RefSeq and is a predicted model, not a curated record. The transcript has 2 exons. NCBI's taxonomy places the organism in Eukaryota, Fungi, Ascomycota, Eurotiomycetes, Chaetothyriales, Herpotrichiellaceae. The coding region runs from base 1 to 1353 and encodes 450 amino acids. Gene Ontology annotation, biological process: secondary metabolite biosynthetic process.
AUGAAAGAUCUGCGGGUUAUCGUUGUCGGAGCCGGCAUAGGCGGCCUUUCGUCGGCUUUGGCUCUUGCCAUGGACGGCCACCAAGUCACCGUGCUAGAAGGGGUCAAAGAAUUUCUCGAGGUUGGUGCUGGGAUCCGCGUCCCUCCAAACUCAUCACGCCUGAGUCGUAGCUGGGGCGUUGACUUUAGCAAAAUCAAGAAGGAGAAAGCUGGCGGGAUUCGCUUCUUGGACUGGACCGGUAAGGUGAUAAAGGAUGUUCCAUACGACGACCUGGAGGCAAAGUAUGGGGCGCCAUACUAUUUCAUCCAUCGAGCAGACCUGAUCAACCUACUCGCCGAGACGGCAUCCCAGCGGAAGAACAUCACCUUGAAAAUGAACAGCCGAGUCAAAGACUACGACUUUGAAACGCCUGCGGUGAUGUUGGCCUCCGGAGAGCGGCUUACAGCGGACCUGAUUAUCUGUGCCGAUGGCAUAAAAUCCGCUGUCCGAAAUACAAUCAAUGGAACGCCCGUAGAGCCUCAAGAUACCGGCGACGUCGCAUAUCGAGUGUUGGUGCCCGCCGAGCCGCUUCUGAACGACCCGGAAACGCGUCAUUUGUUCGACAACGCGUGGGCGAUGCAUUGGCUUGGGCCUGAGGCACAUGCGGUCGGUUACCCUUUGCGCGGUGGCGAGCUCUACAACAUCAUCAUCGACAUAACUCACGCGACCGAUGUGGGUAAACCCAUCGGCGACGAAGAAUGGCGGUCUCAAGCCGACAACACCGAAUUGGUGAAGCGCUUCGCGGACUGGUGUGCCCCCGUGCGGAAGCUCUGCGGACUCACAGGCUCGUACCUCAAAUGGAAGCUUGCCGACUUCGACCACUUGCAAAGAUGGGUCCAUCCGAGCGGGAAAGUCGCAAUCCUCGGCGACGCCUGCCACCCGAUGAUGCCGUACAUGGCGCAAGGAGCAGCGCAGGCCACCGAAGACGCCGCCACCCUGCAAGCUGCUCUCCGGGAGUACGACGACCUCCACGAAGCGUUGAAGGCGUACGAAAGGCAAAGGCUGCCGCGGGCCACGCACGUGGCGAAAAAUACCCGCAUAUUACAGUCCUGGUGGCACCUCUACGACGGAGCCGAAAAGGACAGGCGCGACGAGCUGAUGCAGCACGACAACCUUGACAAUCCCAUGUUUUGGGCGAACUCCCAAAGGAGAGACUGGCUGUUCGGCCACGACGCACUGAGGCUCCAGACGGAAGAUGAAUUGAGACCGCCGUCCUUGGCCCCUACGCCUGCUAAGGGGUCGGGUGUAUACAACGGCGAGAUUACAGACACGGACCUUCGACGAAAAUUUAGAGCCAUGCGUCAGCUCAAUUAG